Messenger RNA from Mycena indigotica, 2529 nucleotides. Its product is annotated as Serine/threonine-protein kinase. Gene Ontology annotation, biological process: regulation of protein localization to mitotic spindle pole body; protein phosphorylation; regulation of cytokinesis. NCBI's taxonomy places the organism in Eukaryota, Fungi, Basidiomycota, Agaricomycetes, Agaricales, Mycenaceae. The record is from RefSeq and is a predicted model, not a curated record. Gene Ontology annotation, molecular function: ATP binding; protein kinase activity; protein binding. The transcript has 7 exons. The coding region runs from base 1 to 2529 and encodes 842 amino acids. Gene Ontology annotation, cellular component: nucleus; spindle pole body; centrosome.
AUGAUACCACAGCAAGCACAACAUCCACCAACCUCCCGGCGCCACCCACUUGCGCCAGCCGAUACCAAUGCCCCGGCAGCCCCAGCAUCCCCACCACUCCCUCGUCAAAACAGCAAGACAACGCCACCUUCUCCCCCAAAGAUCAUUGCAGACAAGUCAGGUAGACAAAAGUACCAGAGGGUUGGCUUUCUCGGAGAAGGUGGCUUUGCCCGUGUCUACGAGAUAAUGGACAGCUCAACCAAACGGCUUGCCUGCAAAGUCGUCACUAUGAGUUCCCUCAAGACGAAGAAGGCCAAAACCAAGCUCUAUGCGGAAAUUAAAAUCCACCGUUCCCUUUCUCACCCCAACAUCGUCAAGUUCAUCGACUGUUUCGAGGGUGACGACAACGUCUACAUCACGCUCGAGUUAUGUACUUCUGGCUCACUCAUGGACCUUCUCCGUCGCCGCAAACGCUUCACCGAACCCGAGGCCCGCUUUUUCAUGGUGCAACUCAUUGGCGCAUGUCAGUAUAUGCACAACCAGUCGGUUAUCCACCGCGACCUUAAACUCGGCAAUCUUUUCCUCGAUGGUCACAUGAACGUCAAAGUUGGUGAUUUCGGUCUCGCGGCUCUGAUAGAGAGUCCUGGAGAGCGAAAGAAAACGAUUUGCGGCACGCCCAACUAUAUCGCCCCCGAGGUGCUUUUCGACACAGCGAGCGGCCAUAGCUUCGAGGUAGAUACCUGGAGCAUUGGUGUAAUACUUUACACCCUCGUCGUAGGACGUCCCCCAUUCCAAACCAAGGAUGUCAAAGCUAUCUAUCAGAAAAUUCGUAACAAUGACUACAGUUUUCCUGCGGAACCCCCUGCAAGCCCGUCGAUGCCUUCGCGUAAGCUUAUUGGCGACAUUCUCACUCAAGACCCUGCUCAGCGACCCACAUUACAAGCAAUUGUUUCCCAUCAAUGGUUCGCCAUGGGCCCCGUUCCUCCUUACAUCCCAACCAGUGCACACGACAGUCCCCCAGACUGGAGCCAUAUUACACGGGAACGCAGCGACUAUAAUUUUACCAAGCUCAAACGUCAGGUUGGGUUGGAUGGUCACGAGGAAGUCGUUGCCCAGAGCAAUGUUGACACCAAGAAUACUGCGGCGACCGUGGCGCGUCAAGAGUAUGAAUUCCAGAAGGCAGUUCAACCAGGCUCUCCCAUUUCAGCGCUAUUGAGCUCGGCUAGACAGCCGCUCGUUAGAGGAGUUGGUGGAAGUCCGUUGGGUCAAUCUCAAGGCCGUCCGCCAAUUCCGGGUUAUUCCAAUCCUCCUGCGCAGAAGGAAGGCGGGCUGUAUCGCAAACUCCAAGCAGCCAACGUCAAGUCGCCUUUGCGCAAUUCUACGGCCGCUCAUCGUGCAUUGGAUAACAUUGUCGAGGAAGAUGGUGGUCAGAACAAGCCUGUCAAGGAUCGACGCAAAGCUAAGAACGAGACUGAACUCGAGAGCCAGAAAGCGCGGAUUGUCGUCCAGAUGGCGCCGACGGAGGAGAAGGUCGAGCAUCGCGCCAAGGUCGAAGAACGCGUCAAGGUCCAGGAUCGCGUCAAGCCAGUUGACACCCUCAAAUCCACGUAUAACCGCGUUCCUUUGAAAGAGCAACAAGAGAACCUCCCGCCUAUUGGUGCUUUGCGCAAACCGAAACCUUUAAUCAAAGAGGUCCCAGUUGCCAAAAUGCAGCCACAAUCCCCCUUCCUCGCCACCUACGAAACGUUGAACAAUGCUUUCAUAGCCUAUUCUCGGGGUCAAUUACCAGCCGCCCCUGAACAUCAAUUGCGAGAUGAACGCGUGUUCAUCGUAUCCUGGGUCGAUUACUGCAACAAGUAUGGCAUGGGCUACGCCUUGACUGACCGAAGCGUCGGCGUUUAUUUCAACGACAGCACCACGUUGGUGUUGAGCGCGGACAAAGUUCAUUUUGAAUACCUCACUCCGACUUCGAGCUCUGCAAAUGCUUCUCCUUUGGCUGCUCCCAGCUCCCGCAGCGAAUCCUACACUGUCGACCAUUACCCUGCGGAGCUCGAGUCCAAGGUAUAUCUGCUCAAACACUUUGAGCGGUAUAUCAUGGACCGGCUCUACGCGGACUACAACUAUACUUAUGAAGACACGGAGCGCACAAAGGGAAUGGACUGGGUCGUCAAAUACCUCCGCAUGAAGCAUGUCAUGGUUUUCCUGAUGAGCCAUGGCGCACUGCAGUACAACUUCUUUGAUCAUUCCAAGGUGAUCAUCUCGUCGAAUGGCCACGCUAUCACGCAUAUCGACAAGUACUACAACGUCACCAAGUGGUCGCUUCGUCAGCUGCUCAGAGCUGCGUUGACAGGGAUGGCGGGAGUCGACAAAGAGGAGGCGAAACUAAUCAAUAGACUGGUUAGCCAACUGAAGUACUGCAAAGAGGUACUGUUAAGCAUUCAGGUUGCUGGGGCAAAGGUGCAGGACGCUGGAAUGCAGGGGGUAGAAGAUGUGGCCGACUUCCAAGCGGACCUGAUGCGCAAAGCUUCAAAGGGAGGUCUGCGUGUCUAA